UAAUUCUAAGUUCGAUAAUGGCAAAAUAAACAUUAAAAUUGUCAUACAUAUUUUUUUUAGACAAGACUUGUCGUACAUAUUAAGUAAGAGGAUAUUAUUGUAUUCCGAAUUACACGGACGUAUCGGAAUUAACAAGAGUGGCCUGGUGGGCGUCCAACUGACCCCCAAAUUGAUGCCAAAAGAAUAUUGUAAUAAUAAAAAAUAAAAAAGAAUGAAGUGUGAGAAUAAAUGUGGGAUGAAGACAGUGGCAAGUACCAAUAGAUCAUAAUAGACAAAGACAAAAGCCAAAUCUGAUUCAACCACCACUUAGUCUACUGCCCAACCACCGUGCCGGGUUGCUCUUCGCCGCCACCUUGCAAGCCAGAAAUCUCCUUCUUACUUGUCCACACACCACAUAAAUAUGUUUAUUUCUUGGUACUAGAUUUUGUAAUAUAUUCACACACAAAAAAAAAAAGAAAAAGAGAGAGAGAGAGAGAGAAAAUAUAUGGAGCAAGGGAGAGGAGGACAGGGUGAUGCGAAUCAGCAGCAAGAUCGCCGCCGUUUGCAGCCUCCUGAUCAGGGUCAAGUGCAUCAAAAUCAACAUCAACCGGAGCCUCCGCAUCCGCCACUUCCACAAAAGUGCCCACGGUGUGAUUCUGAGAACAUCAAAUUUUGCUAUUAUAACAAUUACAGCCUCUCUCAACCCCGAUACUAUUGCAAGAGUUGCAGAAGGUACUGGACUCAGGGAGGAACCUUGAGAAAUGUUCCCGUUGGCGGUGGAUGCCGGAGGAAGGGUAAGCGACCCAAAACCUCAACGUCUUCAAGUGAUAGUGAGAAUUCAAGAACUCAACCUCUAACACUUCCACUUCCAUCACAACAGCAUGUGUCACAGAAUUUAACUAAUAUGGCUGCUCUGAUUUCGGGUAAUUCUGGGGUAUUACCCGGGAAUCAAUCCUCGAGGAGUUUGCCGGCGGUGAUUUCACCAAUAGGUUCUUUCUAUUCUGGUGGUUCAUUUUUGUCCAUGCAACCGGUCAAUUUGGGUGAACUCCCUGGCGGCCAACUUGGAGGUGCAAAAACGGCAGAUUUCCCAGAAUUAAAUUAUCCUUCAGCGGACUCUCAAUCAUCACAAUUUCAACUGCAGAACGAAUUAGUUCCAGUGCAAAGGACAUUGGAAUCUUGGACUCAAAUCUUCGUCAACAACAGCGCCUCCUCUUCAGCCUCAAGCCCUAAUUUCUGGAAUAACACCACUUCCGGCAGCAACGAAGGUGGGCCUUCCAUCAACCCAAAUCUAUGGCCUGAUCAGUGAUCACUGCUAAAACUUCUAGAAAUUUUCUUCGCUCCUUCUGCUUACAGAUUUCUUGUUUCUGGGUUUUAUUAUCUCCUUUUUGUAAUUGAAUAUUGGGGUUUUCGGGUAUAUGAUUUUGGUUUCACCGUGAAAACUUGAAUAAAUUAUUUGUUUCCAACUUUGAAUGGCAUGGUAAUCCAAAGUUGAUCGACUUAUUUUA
Molecule: messenger RNA, 1484 nt
Organism: Olea europaea var. sylvestris
Lineage: Eukaryota; Viridiplantae; Streptophyta; Magnoliopsida; Lamiales; Oleaceae
Product: dof zinc finger protein DOF1.6-like
Exons: 1
Coding region: 485-1285 (266 amino acids)
Biological process (GO): regulation of DNA-templated transcription
Molecular function (GO): DNA binding; DNA-binding transcription factor activity
Source: RefSeq, a predicted model, not a curated record